CAUUUUUUUUUUGAAAACGCUAGCUAAAGAGAAAGUACUAAAACGAAGAAUCCAUGUUUUAGUUUCAUUUUUAAUUUGAAUGAAGUGACUGGAAUAUAUUCAAAGAAACAGAAAAACCUAUAAUAUUUGUCGACAAUCAUGGACAUUAACUUAAAUUUUUAAGGAAGUCUUUUCAUGAACACUUCCUUUGUAGGAAGAAAAUGGAAACGCUAAGCAUAAUUCUACUAUGUGUAUUUAUUCCAGUUACAGUUCUACUAUCUAUUUGUCUACUUUGUAUUCACUCGUAUUGGAAAAGGAAGUGGAAAUCGAUAACUAAAGAAAACGAUAUAGAGGCAAAAGGAGAUAUAAAGAUCGGGAAUCAAUCCAAAGAAAAUGUGAAGCAUACCUUAAGGUUUCAAGGCAGACUCGAAGAUGCACAGAUUCCCUUAGUGGAUAUGGGCCAAAGCGACAGAGCUAAACUGAACACAGACAAGCAAUAUGAUCCUGACACAACUGCAGCUGAAGCUGAAAAAAGACAAAGAACAAGGAAUAAGAAAUUAAUUUUUACAGAAGAAAAAGCUUUACAAACAACCUGUCCCGAAUUUGUAGACAAAUGUGUAGGGGUUGAUUAUGCUGUAUCAGACAAGUGCAUACAAUCUGAUGAGGUUAAUAUAACUUAUCUCUAUGUUCGUGGACCAUCACAUCAAGAUCCUACAUUCGUUGCUGAUGAAAAAUUAGGAGGACGAAAAAAGAAACAAAAGAAAAAAUCAAAAGCAACAAAGAGAUCAAUCGACGUCGAAAAUCAAGACGGUGCGAAACAGAUAAGGGUUGAAGAAUCUAAAUUAUUUGAAUUUGAUCCUCCAAUAGGAAAUAAAAAUCUUGGCAACACUUGUUUUUUCAACUCAUCAUUACAAGCGUUGUACUUUACCAAGUUCUUUGAAGACGCACUUUCAUUAUUGAAGGUGUCAGCUCCUAACUUUCAAAAUUUGAAACUGACAAAAAGUGUAUUGGAAUUACUUGAGAAAAAGAAUGUUAACCAUACUCAGGAAUUAAGAAGUGUUUUGAAUGCAGUUAGGAACAUAAAUAAUCAAUUCGGUCGUGGAACACAAGAAGAUAGCUACGAAUUAUUAAAUACGCUCCUUGGAGGGAUCCUUGAUGAACUUCAAAAUGGGGAUAGAACAUGCAAACCAAUAGAUGUUGAUUCUGGUGUCAAUGGAAUAAGUUUAAAAAAUCUAUUUACGGGGAUAUUCAUAACAAUUUAUGUUUAUGACUCCUGCAAUGAUGUUGAGGUUGACUUUGAGGAAUUUACAACUUUAAGUAUUCCAAUAGCAGAUAAUAUAGAUCAGAACUUUAAAAAACUACCACAUCGUGGUUUACAAACUAUUUCUUCUGAGGAUCCAAGGUUUGACAUUGAAAAGGGUUUGGCAGUUUUAACCCAGAUAGAAGACUAUGAAGAAAGCGAUUUACCAUGUCGAGUAUGCAAUAUAGAGGGAACCGGGAAAGCAUACAGAAGAAUGUUGGUGUUCACGCCACCUCCUGUGCUUGUGAUACAUAUUGACAGAUUCAAGAUGAAUGAUUUCAACCGCCUUACCAAGAAUGCACAACGCCUUAAGUAUCCUCGAAUAUUCAACAUGGCUAAGUUCUGUUCAGUUGCAAACACAGAACUAUCGACAAACAGUCUGAAUUACGAAUUAUAUGCAGUUGUUGUUCACUCCGGUGCACUUGGUGGUGGCCAUUAUUAUGCAUAUGUCAACACCACUCGGAUGCAUGACGUAGAAAAAUGGCAAGAACAUCUCAAACGAUCGCCGCUAGAUUUGGAAAAACUAAAAAGCAAUGUUGAAGAAUUUUUGAGAAAGAGGCAUGAAUUUCAAGAUGAUUCAGGACAGACUGAAGUAUGCAAAGUCAAAGAUUCUUGGUUCUAUGUGAGCGACGAGUCUGUAUGUUCAGCGAGUGUUGAUGAAGUUAUUAGCCAUAAAGAUGCUUAUAUCUUAUUUUACGAAGUGCACUAGCAAAAUGAAAUAACUUUUGUGUAUACUGACUACUCAUUAUGACAUUGUCGCCAAAAUUUAAUCUUCUAAAACGUUUGAUGUUCAAAUUGAGUAUAUAAAAAAUCAUGCAAGA
Messenger RNA from Saccostrea cuccullata (small rock oyster), 2100 nucleotides. RefSeq names its product ubiquitin carboxyl-terminal hydrolase 16-like. Gene Ontology annotation, molecular function: cysteine-type deubiquitinase activity. NCBI's taxonomy places the organism in Eukaryota, Metazoa, Mollusca, Bivalvia, Ostreida, Ostreidae. The record is from RefSeq and is a predicted model, not a curated record. The transcript is spliced from 23 exons. Bases 201 to 1988 code for a protein of 595 amino acids. Gene Ontology annotation, biological process: protein deubiquitination.